GCAAAACAUAUAGCUAUAACCCAUGGCUUCCCCUUACUCCAUUUUUUUCUAUGCACUUGUUCUUUUGCCAUCCACCGUUACAGCCGAAGAACGAUCGCCACAUGGCGUCGCUAAUGCUGUCCCGAUUGCAAUCUCACCCGAGGCAUAUGCAUUUUUCCACCCCGACACUCAACGCAGCCACAAUAGUACUACUGCUAGAGAAGGACUAUGUAGUAAUAAUAGAUCAGAGUCAGAAUGCUCACCGGUUCCCGCGGCUUCUUAUGUUCAGUCGAGUCUUGAUCACGGAAGCAGGAGUGUGAACAGUGGAGGAAGAUAUAUGGUCGGAGCCGGAGCCUGGGUUUUGAUCGGCUUGGCAUUUGCCGCACUCUUGGCACUCAGCGGCGUUCUCUUUGUGAUGGUCAAACGGGUGCACAGUUUGAACAAGGACAAUGAUGCUGCAAUGGUAAAGGCAAAGGAAAAGCCAGAAGUUUGAGAGCACACCUUGAUUCCGGUUCUAGCUGCCUUGUCUGUUGAAACUAGAUAGGACACAUGCUUCUAGUUGAUGGCAACCUUUGGACUGUCACACAACCUGAAACACAAACAGAAAAUAGUAGAAUUUGGUGUGUGUGUGUGUGUGUUGUGUGUGUGUGUGUAUCAGUAAAAUUCUCUUAUGAGCAUGGUUGAAAUGUCAUCGUCCUUAACAAAAGCCAAACAGACUUUAUCUUGCCAAAGUCUUGGAAUUAAAGCCUGGAAAUGUAUGAUAUUAUCGACAAUGUUAAGUUUGUUUGGCUAUCUUGUUGAAGAAAUGUAAGGCAUUUCU
Messenger RNA from Cuscuta campestris, 799 nucleotides. NCBI's taxonomy places the organism in Eukaryota, Viridiplantae, Streptophyta, Magnoliopsida, Solanales, Convolvulaceae. The record is from the annotation of a GenBank genome assembly.